Acinonyx jubatus (cheetah) is the source of this 2893-nucleotide messenger RNA. It is a transcript of the gene TVP23A, whose product is annotated as trans-golgi network vesicle protein 23 homolog A. The record is from RefSeq and is a predicted model, not a curated record. The transcript is spliced from 8 exons. Gene Ontology annotation, biological process: protein secretion; vesicle-mediated transport. NCBI's taxonomy places the organism in Eukaryota, Metazoa, Chordata, Mammalia, Carnivora, Felidae. The coding region runs from base 241 to 882 and encodes 213 amino acids. Gene Ontology annotation, cellular component: Golgi membrane.
CCCCGCCCCGCCCCGCCCCCGGACCCUCGCCAGCCUCGCCCCCGCCCGGUCGGCCGAGCCCACCUCCCCCAGCCCGCGACUGCGCUCUGGGCCCUGCGCGCCCCGCCUCCACCCGCGACCUGCACCGAGGCGGCACCGAGGAGCGUAAGCUCCCCCCGCCGCUCCCCACCGGGCCCAAGGCAGCGAGAGGCGGAGUCCUUGAGCCUGGGCUGUGGGCUCCAGGUGGGCUCUGGGGAGAGGAUGAAGCAGGCCCUGGUGGACGAUACUGAGGACGUGUCCCUGGACCUUGGCAACGAAGAGGAGCUGGCCUUUCGGAAAGCCAAGAUUAGGCACCCGUUGGCCACCUUUUUCCAUCUGUUUUUCCGAGUGAGCGCCAUCGUCACCUAUGUGUGCUGUGACUGGUUCAGCAGAAGCUUUGUGGGCUGCUUUGUCACUGUGCUUCUCCUCCUGUCCUUUGACUUCUGGUCUGUGAAGAACGUGACCGGGAGACUGCUGGUGGGCCUCCGCUGGUGGAACCACAUAGACGAAGACGGGAAGGGCCGCUGGAUUUUUGAGGCCAGAAAGGCGUCCCCGCAGCGCAGCGUGGCCACAGAAGCAGAGGCGCGCAUCUUCUGGCUUGGCCUCGUCAUCUGCCCGCUGAUUUGGACCGUGUUCUUCUUCAGCACCUUGUUCUCCUUGAAGCUCGAGUGGCUGGCCCUUGUGACAGCUGGGAUUUCUCUCCAAGCUGCUAACCUCUAUGGCUACAUCCUUUGUAAGAUGGGAGGUGAGAGGGACAUCGGCAAAAUCACAGCCAGUUUUCUGUCCCAGAUGGUGUUCCAGACGGCCAGCCCAAGGGACUUCCAGAAGCCUGGCCUCAAGGGGCUGGAGAUUCACAAGCAUUAGGAGCUGAUGAGGUGCUCUUCUUUUGGCUGAUGGAGACCACAGAACUCCUGGAUUUCUGGAACACGAGACACAGAAGCAGUGACGAUGAGGCAGUGCCUCGGGCAGCCGUGCUGGAGAGGGCUGAACCCCCAGAUGGCCUUACUCCCAAAACAGCCCUGUUCUGCUGCUGCCCUGUCUCCCAUUGGCUCAUUCCACAGAUCAAGAAUCCUGGGAAUGCUGGUAUUGGCCCCGGACACCAUCUUCCUAGGUAAAAGGAACUCCACCGUGCGCCAUGAGCCUAUAAGCUUUAACAACUGACCCCUCCCAGCCCCCCUGAAAUCCAGGCUUCCAAUGGCCGCCCACCAAUGGAGUCAGGUCGGCACAGGUUUGUUUUUUUCCUUUAACCAGUUUCUCACAGACGCCUGGCUUCCUGGGCUGAGGGUCAUCCCAGCCCCUACUAGCCCUCCCGUCCCCACCUGAGGCUGCAUGGCAGUGACCCUAAUGCUCCACAGAUGACCCUAGACAGGAUCUUCUCCCACUCAGCCCCACAGCCCUCUGAGUUCCCAGGACUCACACGCACACGUACUUUGAAUGAUACCUCUGUAGGCUAAAGCAGCUGGGGAAUCCGGUGCAUCAAUCAAAAAAGACUGUCCUUUGUCACAACUCUUACCUUGAGAUAAAUGAAAAAACAUCGGUGAAGACAGUGGCCACACAAACUGGGGGUUCUUUCUGGUCAUGUGACCUUAGGAAGGCCUUGAGCCUCACCGGACAAGAGCAAAGCUGAGAAACACACAAAAUGAACAGGAGUGUACAAGACGUGGGUUCCACCUGGUGCGUUUUCCACGGCAGCGGCCACCUGUCUGCUGGGCUUUCCCGGCACCCUCCCAAGGACACACAGUGGGGUCCUAGGAUCCAGGUGCCACGGUGCACGGACCUCUGGCAGUGGUCGGAGACCCUGGCAGGCAGGUGCUCUUUUCUCCCCCUAUCCUGGGCAGAACCCCAUCAGCCUACCCAGCACUGCUGGAGAAGCAGGUCUGUGGUUCUGCUCCCCCAACCUUAGGUGGGCCGUGGCAAGGCCAAGUGCCGAACUAUCCCUUCCUCACUUCCCCUCGUACUUGGGCACAGGGCCACGGAAACCGAGGUGGGGGGGGGGGGGUGCAGGGAGGAUCCAAGAGGAGAGGGGGUUGGCAGAGGUGGAGCCCAGAUGAGCCCGGGCUACCCUGGGACCAUGGCAGAAAUGUGGUAGCUAGACUAGGUCUGGGGAAUCCCAGCAGAGUCCCGUGAUGGCCACGAUGUUCUCAAGUCUUCCCUUCCCCAGUAGGCCCUCCCCUUCCAAAGGUACCCUGGUUCAUUCCCCAUUUUCAAGGCUCCCCUUUCCUCUGACUGUGCUCCAAGAACAGUCCUGUCAGAAGAGCUUGUUGCUGAGGCUUUCUGGUGUCCUCUGGGGACAUCGAUGCAGCAGCAGCCCCCCGGCAGGGAUGGGGGGCAUUGUUAUCACCCCCUCUUACAGAUGCGGCUGUCAGGACUUGGAGCCUCCAGCCGGCGGGGGGGAGAAGCAGGACUCUGAGGCCGGGGAGGGGCUGAGAACCCCAGGGCGAGUGAGGUGGCCUUACCUCCUGCCCCAGGGCUCCCACCCAGGCUGGAUCGCACACUUCAUCCCUUCCUGUCUGUGUCCGGGCAUCCACCUUGGCUCCCACUGGACAAAAGAGUUCCCGAGGGUCACAGUGCCCUCACCGCCUUGUCCUCCUUUCCACUGUAUGAACGUGCUAACCCCCUUUCCUCGCUGGUCUCGUGAUUUCAACGACAAAUGAGGCUCGGGGACAUGUAACGUCACACAGGACUGCUCCCUAGCAGACACUUCAUUCUCUUAGCUUCAGACUGAGCCGCAGCCGCCCCCGGGGGCCUCUGCUAGCAGCUCUUGUAAAGUGCUAGAACUUUGCUUCUUUGUGACUAGUGGACAGAGUCAGGCAGGAGGGCAGCUGCCUCCCUCCCUCACAGGGGCUGGGACCUGCACAAUGGCUUGGGGCUCUCU